Molecule: messenger RNA, 1110 nt
Organism: Xiphophorus couchianus (Monterrey platyfish)
Lineage: Eukaryota; Metazoa; Chordata; Actinopteri; Cyprinodontiformes; Poeciliidae
Gene: rnf5
Product: ring finger protein 5
Exons: 6
Coding region: 197-841 (214 amino acids)
Biological process (GO): ubiquitin-dependent protein catabolic process
Cellular component (GO): endoplasmic reticulum
Molecular function (GO): ubiquitin protein ligase activity; metal ion binding
Source: RefSeq, a predicted model, not a curated record
AGCCCCGCCCCCUGUGCGUUCCUUCCGGAAACAGACGCCCUGAUGAAGGUAGCAGUGAGGUAGCGGCUGCGGAUCCACACGGUUCAUGGUCGGCAGCCACCUCUGACUCGUAGCUCACUUCGGCUCGAGUCGGGAACCCCGCUGGAGUCGGUUCGGCUCGGUGCUUUCAUUUCUCUUUAGCUCGGCGGCUAACAUCAUGGCGGCCACGGAUCCACGUUUCUCGAGUAACGGCGGGCCGAACAGCAGAGGAGGGUUCCCUGCGGGGGAGAGCAGCAGCGACCGCGACGGCCCGGGCGGCAGCAGCUGCGGCGGCGGCGGCGCGGAGAGCGAGCGUGAUCGGGCCACCUUCGAGUGCAACAUCUGCUUGGACACUGCCCGGGACGCGGUCAUCAGUAUGUGCGGCCACUUGUUCUGCUGGCCCUGCCUUCAUCAAUGGUUGGAGACGCGGCCUAGCAGGCAACAGUGUCCCGUCUGCAAGGCGGGCAUUAGCAGGGAGAAAGUCAUCCCGCUGUACGGCAGAGGGAGCUCCAGCCAGGAGGACCCCAGGUUGAAAACUCCGCCUCGGCCUCAGGGACAGAGAACCGAGCCUGAAAGCAGAGGAGGGAUGUUCCCCGGUUUUGGAGAAACGGGCUUCCACAUGUCUUUCGGGAUCGGAGCGUUCCCCUUCGGCUUUUUCACCACAGUCUUCAACGCCAACGACCCCUUCCACAGAGCAGACCAGUAUGUAGGGGAUCACCAAGCCAACGGUAACCUUAACAACGGCAACAACAACAACAACUGGCAGGACUCCCUCUUCCUGUUCGUCGCCAUCAUCUUCUUCUUCUGGCUACUGAGCGUCUGAUGACGACGACAAUAUAAAAACAAAAACAAGACUGGAGACACUAGCGCGCGCGCACACACACACACACACACACACGUGAUUUUCAUUAUGUAACCUGAGAAAAAGCUGCUGAGAGUCAAGAAAUACAGGUUUUCUCCUCCACUCUGCCCCUGACACACACACUGACACGCACCUGCUGUGUUAACACUGUAAAAACACAAAAUCUUACCAACUAUUUCUGGUCCACUUUUUAAUGCUAACAUAUUAAUACACUUGAAAUAAGACGCAAC